Cicer arietinum (chickpea) is the source of this 546-nucleotide messenger RNA. RefSeq lists its product as uncharacterized. Lineage: Eukaryota; Viridiplantae; Streptophyta; Magnoliopsida; Fabales; Fabaceae. The record is from RefSeq and is a predicted model, not a curated record.
AUGGUAAAUCGACAUUACUUCUUCAAUUGGUAUCAAAGCAUAAGGCAAUCAUAUAGGAUACAUUUUCCUACUUUUAUACAUCAAUAUAUUGAGGACAUAAUAGGUGUUGUGCUUGAUGGAAAUUGUGGGUUUCGCGCAAUUGCAACAUUGUUAGGUUGGACUGAAGAAUCUUGGCUUUUAGUUCGAACACAAUUGGAUAAAGAGAUCAAUCUACAUCAAGAUAUUUAUUCCAAUGUUUUCGAUAACAGUGUUGAAUCAAUGCAGAACUCAUUGAAAAUUUCAGGAAUGGGUCCUCAAGAAAAAGAUAAGUGGAUGAUUAUGCCAGACUUGGGUUACGUGAUAGCAACACGAUAUAGUGUCAUAUUGGUGUCGUUGUCUCGUAAUCUGAAUAUGACAUUAUUUCUGCUAAACAAAGCACCACCACAAGAUUCUUCUCUUAUCUCUUUACUAGCAAUUGGAUUCGUCAAUGAAAGUCACUGGGUACAGAUCAAAUUGAAGUCUGAUUGUCCUUUGCCACCUACCUCACAAAAAUGGAGAGACUUUUGA